GAGAGAGACACAGAGAGAGGGAGAGGGAGAGUACCAUCAUCAUAAUCAUCAGUGGACAUGCAGGAUGAGAGGACGCACCUCAGUCACAGCGGUGUUGUCUAAUUCCUGGAUGAACAUCAUCUGUCUCCACACACACACACACAGGUGCUGGUUAAUCCCUGGAGCAGAGAAAAGUCAUUUUUCUGUUUCUAAGCUCUUCAUCCACACGUGAGCUGGAGUGGACUAAUCCCUGGAGCAGGAGGGGGACACUGUGACUGUGGGACCUGUCUAUUCCCUGAACUACAAACCUCUGCUGAUCUGAGCUGGAUUCUGGGAUCUGGCUAAGACCUGCUGCUGCUGCUGCUGCUGCUGGGACCAGGUUCAUCUCUGGAUCGGUGUGUGUGUCUGGGAUGUUCUGCUUCUGCCUGCAGAGUUCUGUGCUGAAGCUCCAGGCACUGGAGGUGGAGGGGGGGUCCUCGCUGACUACGUCCCCAGAGGAGAGCCUCCCUGCCCUGGGCAGCAAAGAGCAGAAGAGUCCCUGUGGACGCACGGAGCUCGGAGAGAAGGAGGGGAAAACACGCGUCCUGUGUCACAGUGUUCCCACUGAGGAAGAGCUCAGGACAAUCCUGACCAGACCUCCUCAGUCCUCCAGACACCAGCAGCCCCUGACCUCUGAUGCCGCGCUGCCACCCAGUCCUCAUCAAUCGCCCUACUCCCCUCAGAGGAGCAGCCCUGGAGGCGAAGGGGGAGGAGUCAGUGGAGGAGAAGGAGCAGGGGCAGGAGCUCUGCUUCAGUUACUUGCAGGUGGUGCCAGUCCACUCCCGUCCCCUCGCUGCUCCAGCCUGAGCCACAGCCUGAGGUUCAACUCUGACCCCGACACUGCACCAUCACCACCCUGCAGCCAGCAGUACAUCCUGUGCCGUGGGGACAGGACAGAGGACAUAGAGGAUGAGUGUCCCUGGUCUCUCAGGCGUCACAUUCAGACUCUGAAGAAGAAAGUUCACAGGUUUGAGGAUCAGUUUGAACUUCAGAUGAAAUAUAAGCCGUCUCACAACGACAAAUACUCAAACACAGAGAUGGUGCGUGUAAUGAGUGACUUGGCCAAAGCUCGGAAACAACUCAAAGAGCUCAGACUCAGACAGUCAGUGUUUGAGUCAAAGGACGGAGGAGAAAGUACCAACAUGCACAGGUACGUCUCCGGGCAGCAGGGGGCGUCAGAGCACAGGCCGACGAUGGAGGAGACGGUGGAUUCUCUGUUCAGACGACUGAGGGAGAAAAGACAAGACCUCGGUCUCCCUGACAACGUAAAGGACAUGUCUCAGGCUCAGAUGGUCAUGGAGAAGAUCACACUGCAGAAAUGUCUCCUCUACUGUGAGAGUCUUCAUGGACGAGCGGGAACCAAACAGGAGAAGAACCUGGUGAAGCCCCUGUACGACAGAUACCAGCUGAUCAAACGUCUCCUCUGCGCCAGCCCCACCUCCAUCACCACCAUCGAGGAAGAGGAUGGAUCCGACGAAGACUCUGUGACCUCAGUGACAGUGGACAAACGUCCUGUACUUGCUCCGCCCACAGCAGUCGGCGAGUAUGACAGUGACCGGGACAGUGACCCGGCGUUCGUGUCCCCGAUGGACGAGGUCAAAGGUGUCCGUCAGCAACCUGCCGUCACCACCGCGAACCUUCAUGAAGCCUCCAGGUCUCAGCUGCUGCUGAGCUUACGUCAGACGAGAGCAGAGAAAAAGACGAGACGUAAAGUCCUGCGAGAGUUUGAGGAGGAGUUUUAUCGUCAGACCGGCAGAAUCUGUCAGAAAGAAGAUCGAACUCCGAUGAAAGAAGAAUAUCAGGAAUACAAACAGCUGAAAGCCAAACUGCGGCUGCUGGAAGUUCUGCUCAGCAAACAGGAAGUGGCCAAAACCAUGUAACACAUGAUGGACAGACAGACAAUGCCUGUGUAAAUAAUGACAUCACACCUUUACCAGCAUCUUCAUCGUGUUUGUUUACCUGGUAAACAAAACAGGCACUUUUUAUUUAUCUGGAUUUACUGAGUCUCUACUGAGGCUUUCGGACUAAAAAGGGCUCAGAGCGUCAAAGUGUCAGUAAGAUAAAGAUUAAAUCGCUAAAACUGAUUUUUCUUCCACGAUGAAAUGAAAGUAUUUAUUUCUAUAUAUACAGAUGAAAUGAGAUGUUAAACAUGUCCGUGCUUCUCGCUGCACGUCAGUGUCCUGAACCUGAACCUGAACCUGCUCUGUAUCUGUUUGCUCGAUACAUUUCUACACAAAGUGACAAUAAAAAUAUUUUUGAUAAUGA
Messenger RNA from Solea senegalensis (Senegalese sole), 2283 nucleotides. Its product is annotated as protein FAM13C-like. The record is from RefSeq and is a predicted model, not a curated record. The transcript has 11 exons. Lineage: Eukaryota; Metazoa; Chordata; Actinopteri; Pleuronectiformes; Soleidae. The coding region runs from base 390 to 1898 and encodes 502 amino acids.